CUUUAACACCUGGUCGUGGUACAAUCAACAGCCAAGCCAUGGAGAUAGGGAUGAACAUCACCAAAUAUCUUCUUUUCGCAUUCAACUUAAUAUUUGCGUUAUCAGGACUUGCAGUAAUCAUGGUUGGUGUCCUGGUACUGUCAGAAGUUGGGAGUUACAGCCAUUUCUUAGAGAACAAGGUGCUGGCGCCUCCUAUAGUACUCAUUGUAGCGGGAGGAAUUGUAUUCUUUAUCGCUUUCCUUGGAUGUUGUGGUGCAAUAAAGGAGAAUUACUACAUGCUCAUUGCGUUUGCUGUAUUGCUGAUGGUGAUAUUUAUUGUUGAGUUGGCUGUGGGAAUCGCAGCAUCUGUGGCCAAGGAUGAGUUUGCUUCUGCAAUGCGAGGAACUCUAAACCGUUCCAUGGGCAACUACACUCAAUCCCGCACUGACCAGUCUGCAUGGGACACCAUGCAGAGGAAGCUCAAGUGCUGUGGAGUGGACGGACCUCAAGGGUGGUCCACCGUGUUUGCUGAUGGCAAUGUCCCAGCAUCCUGCUGUGUGGCCAAUGUACAGAAUGACCCCAACGCUCUGUGUAGAAAUUCUGAUGAUUCAGCCUUGGUCUUCCAGAGUGGCUGCUAUGAGAAACUGAAAAAUAAAACCAAAGACAAUAUUGUUAUUAUUAUGGGAGUUGGCAUUGGGAUUGCAUUUGUUGAGUUGGCAGGUGUUAUUCUAGCAUGCUGUCUAGCAAACGCUAUCAAGAAAGAAGAGGAACUAAAGUAAGCCUAGAACUAUUAAAGCAUGAAACUCCACGCAAAUGGAAUGUUUCAAACUAGCAGCAUGUUUUUCAAAUUCAUACUUUACUUGAAAGUUUUUUAAGUGUUUUGCUAUGGUUACUGUAAUUUGUGGUUUAUUUGGGUAUGUUUUAUGCACAACCCAGCUCAGGUGAGACUGGGCAGCACAUAUCUGUACCUGUGUAACAGUAAUAAAGCAUUCUGAAAGGUUUCAAGUUAGAUUUACAUUAACAA
Molecule: messenger RNA, 1003 nt
Organism: Macrosteles quadrilineatus (aster leafhopper)
Lineage: Eukaryota; Metazoa; Arthropoda; Insecta; Hemiptera; Cicadellidae
Product: CD63 antigen-like
Exons: 7
Coding region: 39-758 (239 amino acids)
Cellular component (GO): membrane
Source: RefSeq, a predicted model, not a curated record